Messenger RNA from Gossypium raimondii (Peruvian cotton), 1221 nucleotides. RefSeq lists its product as uncharacterized. The transcript has 7 exons. The record is from RefSeq and is a predicted model, not a curated record. Lineage: Eukaryota; Viridiplantae; Streptophyta; Magnoliopsida; Malvales; Malvaceae. The coding region runs from base 1 to 1221 and encodes 406 amino acids.
AUGGUGGUAUAUGAGUAUGAGCGAUGUGUUCGUUUUGAGGAUGGCUUCGGAGAUAAUUUGAGAGUUCUGAUAACCCCACAGAGGGAUCGAGAUUUUUCUGCCCUGGUCGAGAAGGCGAAAAUUGCUGAGGAGGAUAUGGAGGUAGUCAUGAUCGGAGAACAUCAAAACUACUUAUCUAAUGUGAUCUCUGCAUUAGUGGCAGAAAAGUUGGUUCGUAAGGGAUGUGAGAAAUUCUUGGCCAAAGUAAGCGUUUCAGAUUCUAGGGACUCUACAGUUAAGGAUAUCAGAACGGUAAAGGAUGCUUCGAAUGUCUUUCCUGAUAAGCUAUCUGCACCCUUAACUAAGCUUCUACGUAAGGGUGUGUUGUUUAUCUGGACUGAUGCACAGCAAGAGAGCUUUGAAAAGCUCAAGACUGAUAGUAAGGUGGUAGCCUAUGCAUCUCGUCAGCUUAAGACCUAUGAGGCGAAUUAUCUGACGCAUGACUUGGAGUUAGCCGCUAUGGAGCUUAAUCUUAGGCAACGCAGAAACAUUGGGCAGCUUAAAGACUAUAACUGCACCAUUGAGUACCACCUUGGUAAGACCAAUGUGGUGGUUGAUGCACUGAGCUGUAGGGCUACGACUGAUUUGAGGGCGAUAUUUGCUCACCUAAGUUUAUUUGAUGAUGGUAGUCUGUUGGCCGAAUUAAAAGUUGAGAGUGGGAAUACCGAGAAUUUUGGAUUGAAUAGCGAAUGGGUUCUCUAUUUUUGUGAGAGAAUCUGGCCAGGGUUGAAACGUGAGGUUACUGAUUUUGUGGGCAGACGUCUGACUUGCCAGCAGGAUAAGGCUGAGCAUCAGUUACCUUUAGGUUUGCUGCAGUCGAUUAAGAUUCCUCUUUGGAAAUGGGAGCAUGUAACUAUGGAUUUCAUUAAUGGGUUGCCUCUAACACCCACUACGAAAAAUUCAAUAUGGGUCAUCGUGGAUCAAUUGACCAAGUCCGCCCACUCUAUACUGGUCUCGCCAUGGAAGAAGGUAUUGAGGUUUGGUCGUCAGGGUAAGUUGACCUUUAGGUUUCUUGGGUCUUACCGCAAACUGAAACGUGUAGGAGCGAUUGCCUACCAGUUGGAGUUACCUUCAGAAUUGAAUCAGAUUCACGACGUGUUUCAUGUCUCAAUGUUGAGGCACUAUCGCUCUGAUCUCACGCAUAUUGUUACUAUUCAAGAGAUCGAGGUUAGGCCAAUCUGA